This is a messenger RNA of Rhodotorula toruloides NP11, 591 nucleotides long. RefSeq lists its product as uncharacterized. The transcript is spliced from 2 exons. The coding region runs from base 1 to 591 and encodes 196 amino acids. The record is from RefSeq and is a predicted model, not a curated record. NCBI's taxonomy places the organism in Eukaryota, Fungi, Basidiomycota, Microbotryomycetes, Sporidiobolales, Sporidiobolaceae.
AUGCUCUCGCUCAAAGCCGUUCACGACUCUCGCCGUACUCGCACUGUCGCUCUGCCACCCUCUGCACGCCUACACUACAACCUCUCGCGCACUCCCGUUGUCGGCACGUCAAUCGGCUCAUCCGCGAGGCUGAAUGGAGCGGUCAUCCUGGCAGGAGGAACGGCGACGAUGGGCAGAGCAAGACCACAGCGGAACACGGCGACGACGCCGGUAGUAGGUCAGGGAAAGGUGAAGGACUCGGAGGACUCGACUCAUGCCGGAAGGAUCGCCCAGGACAAACAGCGGGAGUUGACGACGGCGCAGGCGACAGCGAGUAACGAAGACGCUCUUGGCGCGACAAAAGCGGCGGAAGAAGACUUCCAACCCGCUACAGCGGACCCGCCGACUCACGACGCAUUCGAAACGGCGAAUUCUCCUCCUCCUCCUCCUCCUCCUCCAAGAACACUCCGUCGCGCAGACUCGCACGACUUCGAGAUCGUCCCUCUUGCGCCAACUCUCGCCGAAACUGUCCUUCUCCCUCUUCCGUCGCCGGCCUUGGACGAGGAUGAGUGGGAAAUCCUCGCAGCGCACGACGAUACGAACUGCUCUUGA